Messenger RNA from Diceros bicornis minor, 2295 nucleotides. RefSeq names its product serine/threonine kinase 32C (gene STK32C). The transcript has 13 exons. Gene Ontology annotation, molecular function: G protein-coupled receptor kinase activity; G protein-coupled receptor binding; ATP binding. The record is from RefSeq and is a predicted model, not a curated record. Bases 74 to 1627 code for a protein of 517 amino acids. Gene Ontology annotation, biological process: G protein-coupled receptor signaling pathway; protein phosphorylation; regulation of signal transduction. Lineage: Eukaryota; Metazoa; Chordata; Mammalia; Perissodactyla; Rhinocerotidae.
GCGGCUCCCGCUCCCCGUCCGGCGAGCGGGCCAUGCCCCGGGCUCUGGCCGCGGCGCGCACCCAGGCCCGGCGAUGAGGAGCGGCGCCGAGCGCAGGGGCAGCAGCGCCGCGGCGCCCCCCGGCUCGCCGCCCCCCGGCCGCGCGCGUCCCACUGGCCCCGACGCGACCCCGGCCCCGCUGCCGCCCGCCGCUGGCCAGCCCCGGGCCCGGGACUCGGGCGAUGCCCGCGUGCAGCCGCGCCCCCUGUUUGCCUGGAGCAAGUGGAGGAAGAGGAUGGGCUCGUCCAUGUCGGCAGCCACGGCGCGGAGGCCGGUGUUUGACGACAAGGAGGACGUGAACUUCGACCACUUCCAGAUCCUGCGGGCCAUCGGGAAGGGCAGCUUCGGCAAGGUGUGCAUCGUGCAGAAGCGGGACACGGAGAAGAUGUACGCCAUGAAGUACAUGAGCAAGCAGCAGUGCAUCGAGCGGGACGAGGUCCGCAACGUGCUCCGCGAGCUGCAGAUCCUGCAGGAGAUCGAGCACGCCUUCCUGGUGAACCUCUGGUACUCCUUCCAGGACGAGGAGGACAUGUUCAUGGUGGUGGACCUGCUCCUGGGUGGGGACCUGCGCUACCACCUGCAGCAGAAUGUGCAGUUCUCUGAGGACACGGUGAGGCUGUACAUCUGUGAGAUGGCGCUGGCCCUCGACUACCUGCGCAGUCAGCACAUCAUCCACAGAGAUGUCAAGCCCGACAACAUUCUGCUGGAUGAGCAAGGACACGCACACCUGACUGACUUCAACAUCGCCACCAUCAUAAAGGACGGGGAGAGGGCCACCGCCCUGGCGGGGACCAAGCCCUACAUGGCUCCGGAGAUCUUCCAGUCCUUCGUCAACGGUGGGACCGGCUACUCCUUCGAGGUGGACUGGUGGUCGGUGGGGGUGAUGGCCUAUGAGCUGCUGCGCGGAUGGAGGCCCUACGACAUCCACUCAAGUAACGCAGUGGAGUCCCUGGUGCAGCUGUUCAGCACGAUGAGCGUCCAGUACGUGCCCACCUGGUCCAAGGAGAUGGUGGCCCUGCUGCGGAAGGAGCAAGCAGAGAAGACCCUGGAACCCCUUUGCACCUCCCAGGGCCUGAGUGGGUGUCUGCAGCAGCCCAAGGGACCUCAGCCUGGCAGGGACCUCCUCACUGUGGACCCCAAGCACCGCGUCUCCAGUCUCCAGGACAUGCGGGCGGCCCCGUCGCUGGCCCACGUGCUGUGGGACGACCUGAGUGAGAAGAAGGUGGAGCCAGGCUUUGUGCCCAACAAAGGCCGCCUGCACUGCGACCCCACCUUCGAGCUGGAGGAGAUGAUCCUGGAGUCGAGGCCCCUGCACAAGAAGAAGAAGCGGCUGGCCAAGAACCGGUCCCGGGACAGCAGCAGGGACAGCUCCCAGUCCGAGAAUGACUACCUUCAGGACUGCCUUGAUGCAAUCCAGCAGGACUUUGUGAUUUUUAACAGAGAAAAGCUGAAGAGGAGCCAAGACCCCACGAGCGAACCCCUGCCUGCACCCGAGGCUGGGGAUACGGAGGCCUCGGUGGACAGUGGGGGGGCGCGCCCCACCCUGCCCAUGUGUGGCUCCAUUUGCCCCUCCGCUGGGAGCAGCUAGGCAGCCUGGCCAGCCUCGCAGAGAGCUAACUCACGCUGCAUCGAGACUCAGGCCUGCCGGAGGGACAGGGCGAUGGGGCAGCGGGCGGAGGCCCAGCAUCGACAUUCCCAGUGGAGCAGCACAGCUCUUCCAUGCCCAGACGCGGGCCGGCGGCCCCCGCUGCGCCCUGGCCGUAUUUUCACUGAAUCAGUCUGACCGCUGAGCCUGCCCUCGGGCUCCAGGUGGCGCACGGCCACAAGAGGCUGUCGGUGUGGCCAAGAUUGGUGGGCAAGGAGGGCGGGCACCACCUGGCCACUCUGGUUACCUGUGAUGGUGGAGGGAGGCACGUGGCCACCCACCCUGGCCUCUCCUGGGGGCCCCCUGACCCGCUUGCUGGCAGGUCACGGAGGCCAGAGCCACGUGGUGGGGGCGGCGCUCUCGUCUCUCACCACCUCUUGGCUGUACAUAGCCCUCGUCGCCUGGCCCUGCUGUGGGCUGCCCGGCGUCCAUGAGCUCGCUGCCGGGAGCCAUGGGGUGGCCCGGGGUCUGCUCGGUUCCUAUACAUCAGCGGGGGAGGGUUGUGGGCGUGCAGCUGAGGAAUGUUUUAUAGAGAUACAAACUGUUCCGGCAAUUUCUGCUGUGUUUCUGUAUAGUUUUCACCUCUGAGAAUUACAGUAGAACUACUCAGC